GCAUAUUAUAUCCUUUUCCCUAUUAAAAAUAACAAAUAUAUUUGUGUCUUAGAGAUUCUUCGAGACAUUGGGUGGUAAGAGAUUCUUUGGGGCCCAUUGUUUGGGAGUUGUUCUCUCCGUGAAUCCUUGUUUAUGGUGGAGCAGGAAGGAACAUGAAGAAUGAUGGAAUUGAUUCUGCCAACAUUUCUGCUUUACACUGUAUCGAUCUCUCCAGCCCUGACAUUCAUACCUCUGUUUCUCUCCUCAAACAGGCUUGCUUAGAUUCGGGAUUUUUCUAUGUUGUCAAUCAUGGUAUUAGCCAGGAGUUUAUGGAUGAGGUUUUCGCUCAAAGCAAAAAGCUCUUUGAUCUUCCUUUGGAAGAGAAGAUGAAGCUUCUUAGAAAUGAAAAACAUCGGGGCUACACUCCUAGUCUAGAUGAACAUUUGGAUCCUGACAAUCAAAUAAAUGGUGACUAUAAGGAGGGAUAUUACAUUGGUGUUGAAGUACCUGAAGAUGAUCCUGAAGCUCAGAGACCAUUUUAUGGGUCAAAUGUGUGGCCUACUGCAGGUACCUUGCCUGGAUGGAAGGAAACUAUGAAGAAGUAUCAUCAAGAGGCACUUGAGGUGACAAAAGCAGUAUCAAGGCUCAUAGCCCUUGCACUUGAUCUUGAUGUUGACUUUUUUGAUCGGCCAGAGUUUCUUGGCAGACCAAUUGCUACUUUGCGCCUACUGCAUUAUGAAGGCAAACUUUCUGAUCCAUCAAAUGGAAUUUUUGGAGCUGGUGCACAUUCUGACUAUGGUCUGAUAACUCUUUUGGCCACAGAUGAUGUCUCUGGCCUUCAGAUAUGCAAGGAUAAGGAUGCAAAGCCUCAGAUUUGGGAGUAUGUGCCACCAUUGAAAGGUGCUUUUGUAGUGAAUCUUGGUGAUAUGCUUGAGCGCUGGAGCAAUGGUGUUUUCAGAUCAACACUGCAUCGGGUCCUUGCAAAUGGUCAAGAAAGAUUUUCUAUUGCAUAUUUUAUGGAGCCAAGUCACGACUGUCUUGUUGAAUGCUUGCCAACCUGCCAAUCAAAAGUCAACCCACCGAGGUAUCCUCCAAUCAAAUGCGAGACGUACUUGCUCCAACGUUACAAAGACACUCAUGCUGAUAGAAAUUCUUACAAAUGAGAUUCUUGGUAACUGGUAAAAUACAAAUGGCGCCGCACAUUUCUUGCACAUAUUAUAAUGGCGAAUAAUGUUGGACUGGCUUGUGGUUUAAUCUGUAUCUGCAGUUACUUGAGAAUGUGUGAUAGAAUUGUAUAAUGGUUUAUAGUUUGAAUAUUCACCAUGUAGGUAGUAGUACAUUUAUACAACUUUGCUGUCUUUUGCUAUCCACUCAUCCACUUUUGUAAAGGAGGGAACAACUAUUGUUGAAAGACUUCUAUACAGAUAAUACUUUUUAGUUUUUAAUUUUAGAAGAAUGAGUCUUUCCUA
This is a messenger RNA of Solanum pennellii, 1448 nucleotides long. Its product is annotated as 2-oxoglutarate-Fe(II) type oxidoreductase hxnY-like. The transcript is spliced from 12 exons. Lineage: Eukaryota; Viridiplantae; Streptophyta; Magnoliopsida; Solanales; Solanaceae. The coding region runs from base 153 to 1142 and encodes 329 amino acids. The record is from RefSeq and is a predicted model, not a curated record.